Molecule: messenger RNA, 2091 nt
Organism: Penicillium cinerascens
Lineage: Eukaryota; Fungi; Ascomycota; Eurotiomycetes; Eurotiales; Aspergillaceae
Product: lysophospholipid acyltransferase family protein
Exons: 1
Coding region: 1-2091 (696 amino acids)
Biological process (GO): phospholipid biosynthetic process
Cellular component (GO): endoplasmic reticulum membrane
Molecular function (GO): glycerone-phosphate O-acyltransferase activity; glycerol-3-phosphate O-acyltransferase activity
Source: RefSeq, a predicted model, not a curated record
AUGGUGGACCGAUCGGACGCGUCCCAGCGGGUGAUGAUCCCUUGGCUGUACGACCUCGUCUUGUGGCUCUUCACCUGGGCUCUGGAUCUCUUCUUCCGCGAGAUUUAUCCCCGUGGAGCCUGGAGAAUUCCCGAAAAGGGUCCGGUACUGAUUGUCGCUGCCCCUCAUGCCAAUCAGUUCGUCGAUUCGGCCAUCUUGAUGCAUCUGCUCAAGUCGCAGGCCAAGCGCAGAGUGUCGUUCUUGAUUGCGCAAAAAUCUAUGAGGGAGCCAUAUAUCGGCACUCUCGCAUCUUGCAUGGGCGCUCUUCCAGUUGUUCGUUCCAUGGAUUUGACCAAACCGGGGAAGGGCACCAUCUAUCUUCCCGAUCCCGAAAGUGACUCCACCCUAGUCAAUGGAGUCGGCACCGAUUUCACGCAGCCCGAAUUUAUGAGCGGCGGCUCUCUCACCGUCAAAGGUCCCGACGGACCUCAAACUGCGACGAUUGACGAGAUCCUCAGCGCGAUUAGUCUUCGGCUGAAGAAGGCAUUUGCUUCUCCACUUUCUGAUGACCCGGGUCACAAGGGCCAGUCUUUCAAGAUCGCACCGCACGUUGACCAGAGCCAGAUGUUUGAUGCCGUCUACAAAGAGCUUUCGAAUGGAGGCUGCAUCGGCAUUUUCCCUGAGGGAGGUAGCCAUGACCGGUCUAACCUGUUACCUCUCAAAGCGGGUGCGGCCUUGAUGUCACUGGGAGCCCUCGCCCGCGAUCCUGAUUGCGGCUUAUCGAUCGUGCCAUGUGGUAUGAACUACUUCCAUGCCCACAAGUUCCGAUCAAGAGGAGUUAUAGAGUUCGGGAGACCAAUCCACGUGCACCCCGAUCAAGUCGAGGCCUUCAAGGCCGGAGGCAAGAGUAAACGCAAUGCCGUGGGAUCUCUGCUUGAAACUAUCUAUGAAGGUCUCGAGGCUGUCACCCAGAUCAGCCCCGACCAUGAGACACUCAUCCUGGUCCAAUCGACCAGGAAGCUCUACAACCCGAUCAGCAAAAAGGUGCCUUUGCCUCUUGUGAUAGAGUUCAAUAGGCGGCUUUUGAAGGGCUAUGAGAAGCACCACGAUGAUCCACGCGUCGUAACCCUCAGAAAGGCUGUGAAAGAGUACAACAGACGCUUGGAAUCGCUUGGAAUCAAAGACCACCAGGUUGAGUGGGGUAAUCUUGACGAAAAGCCCUGGUGGCUCACGCUUAUUACUUUAUUCUAUCGAUUGUGCAAGCUUUUGGUAUUGAGCUUUGGAACUCUGCCAGGAGUUCUACUUUUCUGGCCCGUCUUCGUCGCCACGAAGGUGAUCUCGGAGAAUAAGAGACGGCGUGCGCUGGCAGCAUCCGUCGUCAAGCUUCAAGGACAUGAUGUCAUGGGGACAUGGAAGAUACUCGUCGCUAUGGGACUAGCACCAACGUUGUACGCCUACUACACGAUCAUUGUAACUGUUUGGUUGUAUUACAAUCGGCACGAGGGCUAUUACACCCAUUCUGUUCCCACAUGGAUGGCAGCGAGGACCUACGUGCCCGAUGCAAUUCCUCUUUGGAUGUUUGCGAUGGGAUUCUACGCCCACAUGGUCUUCGUCAGUUACGCAGCUCUCCGCUUCGGCGAGGUAGGGAUGGAUAUUUUGAAAUCUCUAACGCCCCUUGUGAUUGCCCUGAGCCCUUGGUCCUCCACGUCGCUGGCUAAAUUAAGAGAGCAUCGCGAAGCACUCUCGGAGCAAGUCACUGAAACUAUCAAUGACCUUGGAUUUGGCAUUCUUCCCGAUGUUGAUGCUGAAAUCCCAUCCGAUACAUACAGGCCAGAUGCCUAUCAAUCCCGUCUUAAGAGCAUGCCGCCGAGUGAACCGAGUAGUCGAGAGCGCAGUCGGAGCAGGUCCAAUGGCCCUGCUGGUACUCAGAAAAUGAAGGGGCUCAGCUCUAUCAACUCCGAGGGCGAUCUGGAAAAGAUUGAUCGAAAGAUUCAGACGCAGUUGAAGGGACGAGGGAGACGAUCAAACACUAUCGGUGCAUUCGAGACGGGCGAGUCAAUUCUAAAAUACAAGAUGACCCCUGGGGUGAAAGAGGACAAGAAGAAGAGAUAA